GCGGCGGAGCAGCAGUGUUAUUGUGGAGCUUUGAGGAGGAGGAGGAACAUCUGUGAUUAUGACAGAGAACCAUGAAGAGAAAUGGAAACAUCGCGGGCUGAGAUCACCGACUGCAGCCACACGGAUUUAAACUGGAUGCAACAACCCUUCGGCUGCAUGAUUUCCGGGCAUUUCUCCGGCGACGGAUUGUUUUGUUCUCGGACUAAAUGAAGAGAAGGGGGCCUGAAAUUAUACAGACGUUGGGGGAAGUUGGGCUAGCUGGAAAAAAGCCGAAAUAGCGCUGCUCUAAGUCUUUUAGAUACAUUUCAGAAGCACAUUUGAACUCAUUAAGUUUCUUAUCCUGAAGCCGUCUUUAUGUAAAUUUAAUUUUGAUUUGAGAGCUGCUGUGGCAGAGCUAGGCUAGCUCGCUAGCUCCCACGCAGAGCUAGCUUCUUGUUGCUAAGAAAGCGUCUCUUAAAAUGAAAAAAAGACGACUUGCUUCUGGUCUGAUCGCUUUCAGCCGACAGUGAGAGGCGUUUUAAAACAACGCCUAUGAGCUUUGAAUCGUCACAAAGCUGUGACACGUUUAUUAAAACUGCAGACAUGUUUUUGCUCCUUAUAUAGAGUUUCGGACUGGAUUCACAGAGUAAUUAUCAGUUCCUUCAAUCGGUAUUUAAAGGCAGACUCAGCUUCAGUUUGUGAUUACAUAAUGUCUUAAUCAUUAGUUGUUUGCAUGGGAUUUUUUUUUCUCCCAGUGUGCACUAGUUUAAAUCAAGCUUCACAACAUUGAGCUCAUUUAUGACACCCGCUUUAUUUUAAAGCUGUUGCCAGAAAUAUCGAGCUGUUCAGCGGGUAAAACAGAGCCUACCCCUGCUGGACCCAUAUCCAGGUAGUUCAUGGCAUAACAGACUGUGUUUUGGAUCAAGCCAGGCAGAAGGAAAGAACAUAUAAGGGUGGGAAGUCUGCCUCUUGGGCUUGGAGGUGAAGAUGGGCAGCCAGGGAAGCCCGGUGAAAAGCUACGACUACCUGCUGAAGUUCCUCCUAGUGGGAGACAGCGACGUGGGUAAAGGGGAGAUCCUGGACAGCCUGCAGGAUGGAUCAGCAGAGUCUCCGUAUGCUUACAGCAGCGGUAUCGACUAUAAAACCACCACCAUCCUUUUGGACGGCAGGAGGGUGAAGCUGGAGCUUUGGGACACCUCGGGUCAGGGAAGGUUCUGCACCAUCUUCCGCUCGUAUUCCCGUGGGGCUCAGGGGAUCCUGCUGGUGUAUGACAUCACUAACCGCUGGUCCUUUGAUGGCAUCGACAGGUGGAUCAGGGAAAUCGAUGAGCAUGCUCCAGGCGUGCCUCGGAUCCUCGUCGGCAACCGUCUUCACCUGGCCUUCAAGCGGCAGGUCCCCACCGAGCAGGCGAGGGCGUACGCCGAGAAGAACGGCAUGACCUUCUUUGAAGUGAGCCCCCUGUGCAACUUCAACGUGAUCGAGUCCUUCACGGAGCUGUCGCGCAUCGUCCUGAUGAGGCACGGCAUGGAGAAGUUCUGGAGGCCCAACAGAGUUUUCAGCCUCCAGGACCUCUGCUGCAGAGCCAUCGUGUCCUGCACGCCCGUCCACCUCAUCGACAAGCUCCCGCUGCCCGUCGCCAUUAAGUCUCACCUCAAGUCCUUCUCCAUGGCCAACGGCAUGAACGCCGUCAUGAUGCACGGACGCUCGUACUCACUGGCCAACCCGGCCGGCGGCUCCAAAGGCAACAGCCUGAAGCGCUCCAAGUCCAUCCGCCCUCCCCAGAGCCCGCCGCAGAACUGCACCCGCAGCAACUGUAAGAUCUCCUAACUGCUGCUGGGCUGGGAGACGGUGGAAAGGAUGUUGAAGACUCCAGAGAACAGCUACAGACUCUUUCUCACUACAAGGUGGAGAAACAGACUCCAGAAGCUCUGCUGUCUGUCAGGUUCACUACAUGUACAGAAAUAUCACGGCGGUCCUCACCUGUUCCUCUUCCUCCUCUUCUGUUCCCACUGCUGCCUGUUCUUGUUUCAAUGACCCAUAAGCUAGCGUUUCAAACACUACAGAACCAUUAAACCCAAUGGACCCCAGCUGCAGCAGACUCAGGUCCAGGCUUGUUUUUGUGCCUUGAUCCAAGAGUUCUUUUGGUUCUUGGAGGACAAACAGGGUCCGGUAUUUCAGUUUUAAUGGGUCAGACAGGACGAGGUUGGGAUUUUAGGUCCUUUCACCUUUUCAGAUUUUAAUUUCUCAAUUAACUGAAGCAUCUUGUCAUCAGAACCAACCCGGUCAGAGUCCACACUGGUUUCAAUGAAACAGAGUUGCUCAUAUGAGGAACUGGGAAUGUCUCGGUUCUUGUUGGGUGGACGGACCUGUCUGUGUGUAGAUGAUUAGGAGAUGAUUCUCCUCUGAGACCCGGCAGAGACGAAGAAACGGCUUCAUCUUCCUGGUGUCUCCCAGCCGGCAGCAGAAAGCUCAGUUUCACUCACUGUUUCAUUUAUCGUCUGGAUUUCCAGAAGGCGCCCUAAACUUCUGGAUCCGUCCUGCAGACAGGUUCUGUUUUCACCCUUUUAGAACUGAACAUAUUCAGUAUUUACAGCUGUAAGCUUUAGAAAUACCUCCAUGAAAAGUAUAAGUUAGCUGCUGGAUGAGCUCCCUGCUGCCUCCUGUUUUCCACACAUCGACUCUAAAGGGAAAUGAAACGGGUCGGAGUAGCUGGACGGGUUCAGACUGAGGCAGGUGUUAUUGACGGUAAACUCUAACCCAUGUUUUGGUCAGUUUUUUCCUUCAUCAGCUCCACUACGAGUCCUUUAAAAGGAUCCAUAUGAAUAAUUUUAGAGAUAAAAGACGGAACCGGCUUUAAAACAGUGAAUGACAGAUUUUAUCAUCAGUUUCUUUUUAACCUCAACAAUAAACCAGAAACAUGAAUUAAAAUCAAAUGAAGCCAAAAUAACUGCUAAUAAUUCCUGUUGAUGGUCCAUAUGACAGAGUUCAUGUGCAACUUUCAUUUUUAUCAGUUCAAAAUAUUUUUACUUUCAGAUGUUAUUCUUCGUCCCGUUGUCUACAUGUCUACCUUUCAUCCUUCUUUCCUUCCUUCCUUCCUUCCUUCCUUCCUUGGCUUCCAUCCUGGCUUGUCUUUUCCUUUCUUCCUCCUGCCCUCCCCAUUCCAGCAGUCUCUUAUUUUUCUCGUUAUCUCCUCCCUGCGCUGCCUUCAGGUGCCGCAGGAUGUUUCAGUCUCCAUCUCUGUGUUUUUCUGAUCCAAACAAGUUCAUAAACACGAACUUUUCCGAGCCGCUAGUUUUCAUUCUCCAAACUGUUCCAAAUGAAUCUCCCCAGAGACCCAACGCAGCACGUUCUCCUCUUCUUCCCUGUGAUCUGCAUCGACGCCUCAGCCUGCUGUCCCAUGAUUCCUAGCUGUUUAAUAAUAGAUGUUCUGCAGGGCUUCGUCUCCAUCUCUCCUUGCUGCUCUUUCAUCCCACCAGCCUUAUUUCUCUGUGUUUUGUUUUCCUUUUAUGGUUGAGGUUAGGAACGAUUCCUGCUGUUUUUCAGCCCCUUUAUUUUCUUUUUAUUCAACGUUUUCCUGCAGAUUCAGCACAGUUAUGGACCUCAGGCUGUUUUAACGUAUUUGUAUUCAAAUCUAUUGAUUUUUAUCCUGGAAAACCAUCAGGACUGAUCAUAUUUUCAACAGAACAAAUUAAUCCUAAAGGUUCAGUUUGUAAUUGAUUUCCUUGGAAUGAUGCUGAAGUUUUAAACCAUAAAUGUGCUGAAUCAUGGCUCCAUGAUGGAAAAAACAGCUUAAAAGUUUGGAUUUCUGUAAAUAUGUUUAAUUGGUGGGAAAAGUUACAUUUCAGGCUCCAGAUUUGACUUCUUACACAGAAACUUGUCUCCUUUGUUGCGCCCUUUCAGUCUUACUAGAGAUCCAUUCUAAACCUCCUGAUUGGAAAGAAUCUGAUUUACUCGGGAUGCUCCGGGUUCUGUAAGAAUUCUUUAUAGUUAAAACCCAGUUUUCUUCUUUGUAGAUUAAACUGCCCCGGUCCAGAUCUGUUCGUGCUAGAAGCAGAUGGCUGCAAAAGUAGCUGAAUAUUUUAUUCUGACAUAGAACCAGUAAAACCCGACUUUUCUUUGGGAGAGAAGGGGAAGCAACCGAUGGAAAUCGUGUUUUCCUAAUCCCGUUAUUAAAGGUUUUCCCAGGAAAAAAGGAAACUGCAGGUUCUGACUUUUUUUGCGCAGUGAUCAGAUGCAGAAUCAUCCAGGUCUCAGUAACCAGAACCACAGUUACAUGUUCUGGAUGUCUGAAUCCAAACCUUUCUGUGUAAAAUAAACCUCCAGCUUCAUUAGAAUCAAUGUCCAAUUCAAACACAGUCGCCUUUAACAUUCUUCUGGACUGAAAUAAAUCUGAUCCAUAAGAAGGUUCUCCCGACCUGGUUCUGUUUCUUUUAGAUUAUUAGUGUGGGAAAGCAUGUGAGCCGGUUCCGUCUGGAUAGACAUAAGAUGCCAACAUUAAUCUCGUUAAGAUUCCCAGUCCUCAGAGUAUGCUUGGUUCUGGUUCUGUUGGUUCUAAUGCUUAAGGUCCACCAGGAAGCUCAAUAUUUGGUUUGUUGGGUAAGAUUCUGUAAAAACUGACUAGAUCCAUGAAGUUAAAGAUGAAUCUUCCUGUUUGUGAAAGUACUGCUGUUCUGAUGCCUGGCAGCACCAGAACCAGAGCUUCUGCUCCUCAUGUUCCUUUAGUCUGCAGAUGUUUUCCCGACCAACCACAGAUCACACUAUAACCACAGUUUUCCCUCCUGCUCUCUGGGACCAUCCCACUGGUUUCUCCUGGUCUUGUCUGCAGGGUUGUGGGUUUUAGCUGAUUGUUGGAGGUUCGGACCGUUUAUAGGAGAACCAACCUGUAAGACACUAUUCCUGUUCAUUGCUGUCUUGUUUUCCCUGAAGCUGCUGAGUAAUCAGAAACAUUAUGGUCUUUUUAAAUUAUUGAUUGUACAGUUCAAGGCAAUGUGUAUGAAGAGACUUUUUCACAAUAAAACUUGAAUGUCAGA
Molecule: messenger RNA, 5009 nt
Organism: Girardinichthys multiradiatus
Lineage: Eukaryota; Metazoa; Chordata; Actinopteri; Cyprinodontiformes; Goodeidae
Product: ras-related protein Rab-40C
Exons: 6
Coding region: 967-1806 (279 amino acids)
Biological process (GO): intracellular signal transduction; protein localization to plasma membrane
Cellular component (GO): plasma membrane; endosome; synaptic vesicle
Molecular function (GO): GTPase activity; GTP binding
Source: RefSeq, a predicted model, not a curated record